Molecule: messenger RNA, 1464 nt
Organism: Orcinus orca (killer whale)
Lineage: Eukaryota; Metazoa; Chordata; Mammalia; Artiodactyla; Delphinidae
Exons: 2
Coding region: 466-1071 (201 amino acids)
Biological process (GO): virion assembly
Molecular function (GO): zinc ion binding; nucleic acid binding
Source: RefSeq, a predicted model, not a curated record
UUUACAUACGGGGAAGUGGGAACCUAUAAAACUGACAUAUUCGCGCCCAAAAGGGGUUCCUUCUUCGACCUCCUGCGUGAGGACCAAGGAACCCCGGUGCACCGGCCUUCAAUAAACCUCUUGCGUUUUGCAUCGGCUUCCGACUCUUGUUGUUUCCUGGGCGAGUCGAAACUCCUAGGGGACCGCGAAGGUCUAACAUUUGGGGGCUCGUCCGGGAUUCCACUCGCCCCGGACCACAAGAACAUCGGGAGUUGGAGGUACCAGCCCACAUGGGAUGAUUGUCAGCAGCUGCUCCAGACUCUCCUAACGACUGAGGAGAGGCAACGGGUUCUUUUAGAAGCCAGAAAAAAUGUAUUAGGCGCCAAUGGGCAACAUACCCAGCUGCCUAACGAGAUUGAUGCUGGUUUCCCACUCGUCAGGCCAAACUGGGAUUUCAAUGCCCCGGAAGGUAGGGAGCGCCUGAAAAUGUAUCGCCAGGCUCUGGUGGCGGGUCUCCAUGGAGCGGCCAGACGGCCCACUAAUUUGGCUAAGGUAAGGGAAGUAACUCAGGGGCCCCAGGAAUCGCCAACUGUGUUCCUGGAACGUUUAAUGGAAGCCUUUAGACGCUUUACCCCUUAUGAUCCAACUUCGGAGGGACAUAGGGCUACUAUAGCAAUGGCUUUCAUAGAUCAAGCGGCCCCUGAUAUUAAGAAGAAAUUACAGAGGCUAGAUGGCUUGCAGGGAUUUUCGCUUCAGGAGUUAGUAAAAGAGGCAGAUAAAGUAUAUAACAAAAGAGAAACAGAGGAAGAGAAGGAAGAAAGAAAGCAGAAAGAGCAGGAAGCCCGUGAAAUAAGACGGGAUAAGAGACAGGAGAGGAAUUUAAGUAAGAUACUGGCCACUGUGGUUGGAGGAAGAAAUAUAGGGGAUAGAAAUAGGCAGGAAGGGCGAACGGCAGACAGAAGGCGGCCAUUAGACAAGGACCAAUGUGCCUACUGUAAAGAAAAAGGACAUUGGGCGAGAGAAUGCCCUAAAAAUAAGAAUGGAAGAAGGCCAACCAAAAACAAAAUCUUAACAUUGGAAGAAGAAGACUAGGAAAGUCAGGGCUCGAACCCUCUCCCCGAGCCCCGGGUAACUCUUAAAGUGGAGGGGGAACCUGUUCAAUUUUUGGUAGAUACCAGAGCCCAGCACUCCGUCCUUCUCCACUCGAAAGGUCCUAUCUCAGCUAAAAGGUCAUGGGUACAAGGAGCCACUGGGAAUAAACAAUAUUCAUGGACCACACGAAGGACAGUAGAUCUUGGGAUUGGACGAGUAACCCAUUCAUUUUUGAUUAUUCCGGAAUGCCCCUAUCCUUUGCUGGGAAGAGAUUUACUCUCCAAAGUAGGGGCUCAAAUCCACUUUCAGCCAGAAGGUCCCACCAUAACUGAUAAUAAGGGAAGGUUACUUCAAAUAUUGACUAUGAAAUUAGAAGAUGAAUAUAAAUUAUAC